Osmerus eperlanus (European smelt) is the source of this 3553-nucleotide messenger RNA. RefSeq names its product MYD88 innate immune signal transduction adaptor (gene myd88). Gene Ontology annotation, biological process: MyD88-dependent toll-like receptor signaling pathway; defense response to Gram-positive bacterium; innate immune response. Gene Ontology annotation, molecular function: Toll-like receptor binding; TIR domain binding. Gene Ontology annotation, cellular component: plasma membrane. Bases 377 to 1240 code for a protein of 287 amino acids. The transcript is spliced from 5 exons. NCBI's taxonomy places the organism in Eukaryota, Metazoa, Chordata, Actinopteri, Osmeriformes, Osmeridae. The record is from RefSeq and is a predicted model, not a curated record.
UUGUUGUGAUAUUUGUUAACGGUUUGAAGGUUCUUUCACUCACGUUUUGCGGUAUUCUGACCGCAAUCACUAUUAAAUGCAGAAAGGCCUUCAUGCAUAUAGCCUACAUUUUUAUGCAGGCAUCGAGUUGUAGUUGUCGAGAAAAGGAGAGGUAUUUCAUCAAAUGAGACGUAGCCAAUGUGACGCAAUUUGGUGGAAAACUCCUAUUUCCUGAUUGCCAAGGUUUGACUGCGUAGACCUUAUUUUAUGAGUGAAAUCAGCCAGUUGCAUUAUUCUUAAUACGUGAUAGGCCUAUAGCCUACUUUUAAUUGAUUUGACCGAAGAUAGAACACUUGGUGGUUACUUUUUGUUUUAUUAUAAACAUAAUUCUCCAAAUAUGUCAUCUGUUACGGAGUUAAGUUUCGACCUGUCGAAUAUUCCGUUGAUAGCACUGAAUGUCAACGUGAGAAAGAAAUUAGGGUUGUUUUUAAAUCCGAGAAACACUGUCGCAGCGGAUUGGAUGUCGAUCGCGGAGAUCAUGGGUUUUUCUUAUUUAGAGAUAAAAAAUUAUGAGGACUCCCAGAACCCGACAAGAAAAAUAUUGGAAGAUUGGCAAGCAAGGUGUCCAGAUGCAAAAGUCGGAAAAUUACUUUCGAUUCUUGAGGAAGCCGACAGAAAAGAUGUGGUUGAAGAUCUUCGAGAUUUAAUCGAGGAGGACUGCAGAAAAUACCUUAACUGGCGGAAGGAGCCCCCACUUCAAGUGCCUGAGGUGGAUAGCUGUGUCCCACGGACCCCAGAGCGAUCAAGAAUCACCCUGGAAGAUGACCCUGACGGAGGAAUGCCCGAGUUAUUUGAUGCCUUCAUCUGCUACUGUCAAAGCGACUUCACAUUUGUAAAUGAGAUGAUUCAGCAGCUUGAGCAGACUGAGCACAAACUGAAACUGUGUGUGUUCGACCGAGAUGUCCUCCCUGGAAGCUGUGUAUGGACCAUCACCAGUGAACUGAUUGAGAAGAGGUGUAAGAGGAUGGUGGUUGUGAUCUCAGAUAACUACCUGGACAGUGAUGCCUGUGACUUCCAGACCAAGUUUGCCCUCAGCCUCUGUCCUGGUGCUCGGAGCAAACGACUUAUCCCUGUGGUAUACAAGUCUAUGAAGAAACCGUUUCCCAGCAUUUUGCGAUUCUUGACUGUGUGUGACUACACCCGGCCCUGCACUCAGGCCUGGUUCUGGGUUCGACUGGCCAAGGCCCUCUCCUUGCCCUGACUAUCUCACAGGCUCAAACCAAGCCAUCAUCAGUCACUUGCCUUACUCAUCUUGGUCGAUUUGGUAGGCUCAUUUUCCCAUCUUGAAUGAGAAAAAUGGCAAUGGUGCAUGAAGGUUAUACUGUCGAUAUGACUAGACUCAGCUUAAAUAAAACCUACUGCUUUUAGUAUAAAGGUGCAGUUUGGUCAUGUAGCUAAUCAAUCUGAUACAUAGGACAGUAUCCUAUCCCUUCAUCAUGGCGCUAGUCAGUAGUGAUUCCUCCCUCAAUUGCCCCACUCCGUGGUUCAAUCUCGGGUCCUCUGACUUGCGCACACGACUGACCACCUUUAAAAUGGUGUGGGUGGAAGGUAUUUACAUUAAGGAGUGAGUUGAACCAAUUUAACUUAGUUACUCUAACGCAUGAUCAUCUUAAUUCAGUACAAAACCUUUAAACAUAUGACAUGUUGCUGUUGGUUUAGCCUUUCAAAUUCGUAACAACCUUUCCAAUUAAGCUAUACUACUGUUGUGUGCCAUCGUCAAUAGAUGCUUCAAAAUGCCCUAUAAGGCCAUUGCCAAAGCGUGGUGCAGUUACAGUUUUUCUCAAUUGCUAAAACACUAUCACCCAUUGGCUGAACAAAGUUCUCAGUUGCCUGAACUCAUUUAGCUAAUUGUGCCUGUCUGUUGUCAAUACCUUAAACCAUUUCACAUGGUAAAACACAAUUCACAGAUCUCACUUAGACUGUUCAGCAAAACUCUAAACACAUUCUCAUUUUUAAAAACCAUUCUGCACUCUAAUGCACAUAUCAUCCAUACUGGUAAACACAAAUGGCAACAAUCAAAUACAAAUAGAGAAAACAUGUCAUUGACUAAACACAACCACUCAAAAUUGAUUUCACUUGUUUCAAAUGAUGUGACACAACCAAUAUAAGCCAGUUCAGAGAGCAAACAGGUUGUUGAAGGUGGGAAAUAUUGCUUGUGAUGUUGACAAAGUGCUCUGGCCUAACCCAGCCCAAAGACAAGAAGAAGCACAUUGAUCACGUAUUUACUCCUUUGAUUUUUGUCCCUUUCAGUAUUGUAUACUGUAGUACAGUGCAUUGUAGGCUGUAUACUGUACAAUGAACACAUUGUAUGGCCCUGAAUAUUGUGCUUUCCAUUUGUUACAGUAACAGUACUGACUGCUCAAUAGAUUUUGACUGGUUGCAGGUUCAUAUCAACAAAGAACAAGAGUGAGUUGUGAGUAGUGAGAUGCAGGGUACAGUACUGUAUAGGGGUACAAGGAGGACAAAAAACAAAACAAUUGCAAAAGGCAAAGCAGAGUAGUAAUUUCUGAUCAAUUUUGAACUACUAUGAUAGAACAUGUUUUUGUUCAUCAAAAGACAAUGACGGAUACAUAUGAAAUUUGUUUUGAUAUUACGUAAAAAUGUACUUCUCCCUGAGAACUAUAAGUUUUGAACAAUGUGUUUUCAAUUUUUUGGUGUAUUGUUUACUGACUGCUUGAUAGUGUAUAUAAUUUUGAUCACUUUGUAUAUGAUUUGAGAGCAGUGUUUGAUUUUGAGCACAAGUAAAUCUGUUUUGAGGCGAAAGUUUCAUUUUGCAAGAGGAUUCAGCAGUUUUGUAAAUAGUGCUUGAAGAUGAGGUUUUGUGUUUACAGUUUUGAGAAAAUGGGUGACUGUUUCAAGAAAUGUGUUUUAGCAAUUGUGAAAAACUGUAACUAAGGUCAUAUAAAAAAAUCUAUCACAAUCAUUAAAAAAAUACUUUAGUUCAAGCAUCUAUAUAUUUCCAAAAUGGUAUCUUAGAUUUAAUAAUCCCUGGAUUCUCAACACCAUAACUGAUUAAUUGUUAUUGGCUUGUGACUCCCUAGCAGAAGCUAGCAGAACUUACAGGCACCUAUCAGAGUGACACAGUUGGUUAUUAACUCAAGACAGUUUAACUCAAAAUCCUAAUGCUGUUAUUGAGAAUAUACAAAAGUAGCACUGCACUUUCAAGGACAAAAACAAAUGUAUCUCCUUCUUAUGGCUAGUUAAGUAGUUCCAUCCUGAAUGUUCCAUCCUGUCACAUCUCAAGAGUCGAGACCCUACUAGAGUUAGAAGUGCCUAUUUGGUAAAAGUGUUGGAUUGUUUCUUAGUGAUGGUACUUUCAUACUGCAUAGUUUUUUUAAAUAAAGAGGCAAGGAUGACAUCCAUUUCCACGCUUGCACUGAUCUAUGGUAUACUGGACUGUGGUCAUGGCCGAGGGGCCGUUAGAAUUCAGUAUGUUGGAAGCAUGUUGGAUAGAACCAUACCGCCAAAGAUAAACCAAAUACAUUUUCAUUGCAAUAAAGGGUUAAAUCAAUAA